Vollenhovia emeryi is the source of this 994-nucleotide messenger RNA. RefSeq lists its product as uncharacterized. The transcript is spliced from 6 exons. The coding region runs from base 269 to 994 and encodes 241 amino acids. NCBI's taxonomy places the organism in Eukaryota, Metazoa, Arthropoda, Insecta, Hymenoptera, Formicidae. The record is from RefSeq and is a predicted model, not a curated record.
GGAUUCAGCCAAAAAACUAUACAAAAUGAAGAAAGAAAUGACCCAUUGAGGAUAGAUGAUAGCGAGGGUGAAUGUUCCAAUCUGAAUGAAACAUCAAUAAUAUUACAAGAUAAUGUUCUCCCGGUCAGAAACUUAGAAGACAUCAUUAAUGUAAAAGGUAUUAUUUUUGCAUAUUAUUUGCAUUAAAUUAACUAAUUAAACUUACUAAUUAUCACUUUGUAACGUAAUUUGUUGUGCUCAUAAUUUUUUUGCAGAUAUUGUAGAUAACAUGAAACAAAUGUUGCGCAUGCAAGCAGCAUCAAAUAUUGUGUUGAAAGAUAUACAGCAACGAUUAUCAAAGAUAGAAGUUGCCAUUAAACGCCGCACGUUAAGUCCUAUCAAUAUUAAUGAUGAUUGCAUAGCGCCAUUUUUACCAUUAACGACAAUUGCUGUGGUGAAAGAGUUUGAUGCAUUACUAAAAGUAUCAGCUGAAGCCGUGAUACAAUUUAAACAGUUUUUGUCAAAAACGGGUGGGAACAAUGCCAAAGAUAAUAUUCACCAUAUCCUAAAAAAAACAUUAACAAAUGAAUGUUCCAUGAAAUGUUCUUGGAAAGGACUACGAAAUAAUUUCAAAGUUUCAAACUUACAUUUCAUCGAAAUUAUUAAAAAAGAAGUAACAUCACGUUAUGUUACAUUAACGGAAACAGAAUUUGAUAAUUUAGUUGCAGAGUGGAUACGCUUUGCAGCACAGCGAAAUAAGAGAGACAAAUCAAAGGAAACAGUUGACGGAAAUGAUAAAGAAAACAUUGCUGAUCCAAACCAUGAAGAAAGAAACAGUACCGGUGAUGGUUAUAAAACAAGCCAGUGGGUGCUGGGACUGUUCCCUUUUAAAGAUAGAGUCCGCACUGGCUACGCUAGUGGGUGCUGGGACUAUCUUUUUUGGGAACAGAGUCCGCGCUGGCUACGCUGGACUGUCACUCUUGGGUGGCAGAGUCUGCACCAAUGGGAUUUUUAA